Tarenaya hassleriana is the source of this 779-nucleotide messenger RNA. RefSeq names its product calmodulin. The record is from RefSeq and is a predicted model, not a curated record. The transcript has 3 exons. NCBI's taxonomy places the organism in Eukaryota, Viridiplantae, Streptophyta, Magnoliopsida, Brassicales, Cleomaceae. The coding region runs from base 64 to 600 and encodes 178 amino acids. Gene Ontology annotation, molecular function: calcium ion binding; enzyme regulator activity.
AUAAAUAUUCAAAUAACGUCUCUCUUCCUCGUCUACGAUCGGAAAGCUCCAGAAAACCCAGCAAUGGCGGAUCAGCUCACCGACGAACAGAUCUCCGAGUUCAAGGAAGCUUUCAGCCUCUUCGACAAGGAUGGCGAUGGAUGCAUCACCACUAAAGAGCUGGGGACAGUCAUGCGGUCACUGGGGCAGAACCCGACAGAAGCGGAGCUCCAGGAUAUGAUACACGAAGUAGACGCGGACGGUAACGGUACCAUAGACUUCCCCGAGUUCCUGAACCUGAUGGCACGUAAGAUGAAAGACACCGAUUCCGAGGAAGAGCUGAAGGAAGCCUUCAGGGUUUUCGACAAGGACCAGAACGGGUUCAUCUCCGCGGCGGAGCUCCGUCACGUGAUGACGAACCUCGGGGAGAAGCUAACGGACGAGGAAGUGGACGAGAUGAUCAGAGAAGCCGACGUUGACGGUGAUGGUCAGAUCAACUACGAGGAGUUUGUCAAAGUAAUGAUGGCAAAGAGACGACGGCAGAGGAUAGCAGCGAAGCGCCACAAUUCCGAACCCAAAGAAGAGAACCGUCGCCGCAAACAACGUUGUCUUAUCCUCUAAGUCUCUCUCUCUCUCUCUUAUUACACUAAUACUACUACCAUACAUCGUAUCAUAUUAGUCUUUGUGAAACAAGACAUACUCAAAUAUAAUUCGGUCGAAUGAUCAUGCGAUAAUCUAUAAUAAUAAUAAUAAUAUACAGUUCAAGUUUAUCAAUGUAAAGCAUUUAUGGGUGUUGGCUA